Messenger RNA from Aspergillus aculeatinus CBS 121060, 1815 nucleotides. Its product is annotated as H(+)-transporting V1 sector ATPase subunit A. NCBI's taxonomy places the organism in Eukaryota, Fungi, Ascomycota, Eurotiomycetes, Eurotiales, Aspergillaceae. The record is from RefSeq and is a predicted model, not a curated record. Gene Ontology annotation, biological process: proton transmembrane transport; ATP metabolic process. Gene Ontology annotation, molecular function: ATP hydrolysis activity; ATP binding; proton-transporting ATPase activity, rotational mechanism. Gene Ontology annotation, cellular component: proton-transporting V-type ATPase, V1 domain; fungal-type vacuole membrane. The coding region runs from base 1 to 1815 and encodes 604 amino acids. The transcript has 5 exons.
AUGGCCCCCUCCGCUGCUGAUGGCGAGAACCAGCAUGGUUCCGUCUUCUCCGUCUCCGGACCCGUCGUCGUGGCCGAGCAUAUGAUCGGUUGUGCUAUGUACGAGUUGUGUCGAGUCGGUCAUGAUCUGCUUGUCGGAGAAGUCAUUCGUAUCGAUGGAGAUAAGGCCACCAUUCAGGUCUACGAGGAAACCGCUGGCUUGACGGUUGGCGACCCCGUUCAGCGUACAGGCAAGCCUCUUUCGGUUGAGCUCGGUCCCGGUUUGAUGGAAACGAUUUACGAUGGUAUUCAGCGCCCCCUGAAGGAUAUCUCCGAACAGUCCAAGGGCAUCUAUAUUCCCCGUGGUAUUGCAGUCAAUGCCUUGGAUCGUGAGAGGAAAUGGGACUUCAAGCCUGGGAAAUACAAGGUCGGCGAUCACAUCACUGGCGGUGACAUCUGGGGUACCGUUUUCGAGAACAGCUUGGUGAAUGACCACAAGAUCAUCCUUCCUCCCCGCGCGAGGGGUACUAUUACCAGGAUCGCCGAGGCUGGUAGCUACACAGUUGAUGAGAAACUUCUUGAAAUCGAGUUCAAUGGCGUGAAGACUGAGCACAGUAUGAUGCACACCUGGCCCGUCCGUGUGCCCAGACCUGUGAACGAGAAGCUGGCCUCCGACUCUCCGUUCAUUGUCGGCCAGCGAGUCUUGGACUCUCUUUUCCCCAGUGUCCAAGGUGGUACCGUCUGCAUUCCCGGCGCCUUCGGAUGCGGUAAGACUGUCAUUUCUCAGAGUGUGUCCAAGUUCUCCAACAGUGAUAUCAUCGUCUACGUCGGUUGCGGUGAGCGUGGUAAUGAGAUGGCUGAAGUGUUGAUGGAUUUCCCCGAGCUUUCCAUCGACAUCGACGGUCGCAAGGAGCCUAUCAUGAAGCGUACCUGCCUGAUCGCUAACACCUCCAACAUGCCUGUCGCCGCCCGUGAAGCCUCUAUCUACACCGGUAUUACGAUCGCCGAAUACUUCCGUGACCAAGGAAAGGACGUGGCUAUGAUGGCGGAUUCCAGUUCUCGUUGGGCCGAGGCUCUCCGUGAAAUCUCUGGUCGUCUGGGAGAGAUGCCUGCUGAUCAGGGUUUCCCCGCCUACCUUGGUGCUAAGCUUGCCUCCUUCUAUGAGCGUGCCGGACGGAGUAUCGCCCUCGGAAGCCCCGAGAGAACCGGCAGUGUCAGUAUUGUCGGUGCCGUUAGCCCUCCAGGUGGUGAUUUCUCGGACCCUGUUACCAGCAGCACUCUCGGUAUCGUCCAGGUUUUCUGGGGUCUGGACAAGAAGCUGGCUCAGCGCAAGCACUUUCCCUCGAUCAAUACGUCGAUCUCCUACAGCAAGUAUACCACGGUUCUGGACCGGUACUACGAGAAGCACCACCCCGAGUUUCCUCGUCUGCGUGAUCAGAUUCGUGAGCUUUUGACCAAAUCGGAAGAUCUGGACCAGGUGGUGCAGUUGGUCGGUAAGGCGGCAUUGGGUGACUCGGAUAAGAUCACCCUGGAUGUGGCUGCCAUGGUCAAGGAUGAUUUCCUGCAACAGAACGGCUACAGUGACUAUGAUCAAUUCUGUCCUCUGUGGAAGACUGAGUACAUGAUGAAAGCUUUCAUGGGCUACCAUGACGAAGCGCAGAAGGCCGUUGCCCAAGGUCAGAAUUGGGCCAAGGUUCGCGACGCCACGGGUGAUAUCCAGACCGCUCUGCGGAACAUGAAGUUCGAAGUGCCAGACAACGAGGCGGAGGUGUCUAACAAGUAUGAGAAGAUCCUCCAAACCAUGUCGGAGCGUUUCGCUUCGGUGUCGGAUGAGUAG